ACUAAAACUAUCCCCAAAGUAGAUUGAAAGUAUUUUUGCAAGCAUUUUACAAAAUGCUUUAUUAUCUCUUGCUAAAUAAAUAAAUAGUAGAAAUAAGACGGCGUUGCACGUCGGAUUGUUAGAAAAGCGAAUUCGGAUAUAGAAACAGAACAGAUCAGAACUGUUCAAUAAAAAGCUCUUUUUCAAACACCAACUUAUCGGUCUUUGAGAACACUGCUUAGAAUAUAUCGAUACCAAGAUCUUUUACUGUUAUUGACAUAUGCUGUCAAACGACAAAAAAGCCUUGUAUAAAAAUAGCAUUCAUUUUUUUUUUUUUUCAUUUUUGAGAACUUCCUCCGCCAAAUGUCGCGAACUGUGAAUAAAGGGAAAACUAUAAAGAAGCGUGUCCAUAAGGAGCUGCCUAGUCGAAAGCCGUCCGAAAUGGAGAACUAUGAUCUUUAUGUGCUCACCUGCACGGAGUGCCAUCAUGCAUUCCCGCCACACUACUUUCGCGGCCAGAUCAGGGAGUUUCGCAUGUGCGAGAUGUGCAAGAAGAACAAUCCGGAGAUAUACAAGUAUUUGGAGAAGUACGUUUACCACCCGCGCCGUAACAAGAGCUGGCAACCAUUUCAGCAACGCCUGGACGGAAUAGCCCAGAAAUGCGAACUGCUAAAGACUGAGCUGGCGGCCUACAAGCGUCAAUAUUGCGACAAGCCCUAUUCACCCAAUCCCGAUGAUGACGAUGUUGAUGCCCGGGCUGCGCAACUGUUGCAGAGUCUCAUCGAGAGAUGUGAGAGCUUUGAAUUGGACCUGGAGGCUUGUAAGCCAAGUAAAGCAAGGCAAGUCGAAGACAAAAAGAAUGGGGAGACAAAGAUAGAGCAAUAAUUGUGUAGUACAAAGGGCUACCCGCCCAUGGAUUGUACCAAUCAGUAUUAGUAACUAGUUAGCCCAGCUCGUUUGUGCCUUAAUUUUUGGAAUAAACAAAGCUUACGUGGCUGCCUUAAUUGUACGGUUCGGCUUAUAACAUUUUAAUUAACGCCCAAAGCGAGGAACAUUGCACGAAUCAGCAAAUUUGUUGACCCAAGACGGCAUCUUUGACCUCUCAGCAGAGUCAAAUAGGACAUUUCCGCGGAACGCACUGUCAAGCAACCGGAUACUGAGGCACUGCAGCGCGAUGUACCAGGAAUGCAUUAAGGA
Molecule: messenger RNA, 1176 nt
Organism: Drosophila novamexicana
Lineage: Eukaryota; Metazoa; Arthropoda; Insecta; Diptera; Drosophilidae
Exons: 2
Coding region: 343-864 (173 amino acids)
Source: RefSeq, a predicted model, not a curated record